AUGAAGGUGAAGGAUGACGCUCUGAAGGAUGAAGAUGCGCUGAAGAUGAAGGUGAAGGAUGACGCUCUGAAGGAUGAAGAUGAGAUGAAGAUGAAGGAUGAAGGUGAUGCAGCUGAGGUGAAGGAUGCUGAUGGGACCGAGGACCAGGACCAGGACCAGGACCUGGACCCGGAGCAGCAGGAGAAGGAGCCGAUGACCGGAGCCCGGCGGGCCUCUGACGCGUCUCCUGUGGGCGGAGCCGAGGCCGCAGCGGCGGAGAAGAACGGUUCCGUGAAGCUGAAGAUCCCCGAGGAGGAGGAGGAGGAGGUGAAGUUCACCGGCCUGAGCAAAGAGGAGCUGCUGAGGGUGGCAGGGACCCCGGGCUGGGUGAGGACCCGCUGGACGCUGCUGCUGCUCUUCUGGCUCGGCUGGCUGGGGAUGCUGCUCGGAGCCGUGCUCAUCGUCCUGCAGGCGCCGCGCUGCCGAGACCUGCCCCAAACCAGCUGGUGGAACCACGGCCCGCUGUACCAGAUCGGAAGCGUCCAGGCCUUCACCGAGGGACAAGACCUGAAGGGUCUGCAGCAGAAGGUGGACGCUCUGUCCCAGCUGAAGGUCAAAGGUCUCGUGGUCGGGCCGCUGCACGUGGCUCCGCCCAACGAAGCCGUGAGUCUGAGGUUCGAAGAGAUUUCCCCCGAGGUCGGAAACCUGGAUCAGUUCAGAGGACUCGUCCAGGCGGCUCACAGGAAGGGUAUUUCUGUGGUUCUGGAUCUGACUCCAAACUACCAGGGGACAUCUGGACCCUGGUUCUCCAACGUCAGUGUGACCAACGUGGCCGAGCGGCUGAAGUCCGCUCUGGUGUUCUGGUUGGAUGAAGGUGUGGACGGCGUCCAGCUGGACGGCGUGGAGCGUGUGUCCACCAUCGUUCCGUCUCUGUGGGCCGACCUCCGAGCCAUCGUCCAGAACGGGACGGAGCAGCGUCCAGAAGGAAGAGUCCUGAUGGGGACCACUGAUCGCUCCUCGGUGGAGGACGUCUCCUCUCUCCUGUCCUCCUCCGGUGUGGACCUCCUGGUCUCCAGAGUUCUCCGUCCUGGAGACCCGGACGCCACGGAGACGGCUGAGUCCGUCCAGCGCCUGUACUCGUCCCACAGCCAGACGCAGCUGGCGUGGAGCCUGGGGGGCCGGACCUGGGGUCACCUGGCGUCCCUGGUGGGCCCGGCGCUGGUGAAGCUGCACCAGCUGCUGCUGCUCACGCUGCCGGGGACGCCGGUCUUCAACUACGGGGACGAGGUCGGGCUGAUGGACCAGGACACCAAGUUUCCCAAGAUGCUUUGGGACUCUGAUGACGCACUGAACGACACUCGACAGGAGGAGCGGGCCGAGCGUCUGUCCUGUCGCAGUUUCUUCAUCAGUCUGAGCGAGUUGCGCGGGAAAGAGCGCUCGCUGCUGUUCGGGGACUUCCUCCUCCUCGCUAACUCCUCCUCCUCGCUGGCCUACCUGCGGGUCUGGGACCAGAGCGCCCGCUACCUGGCCGCCUUCAACUGGGGGGAGGAGUCCACGCUGCUGCAGCUGAGCGACGCGGCGCUGCCCCAGCAGGCGGAGGUGGUGCUCAGCACCGACAGCAGCCUCCUGCCAGCAGGGGGCAGCGUGGAGCUGAGCAGCCUGCGGCUCGGCGCCGGGCAGGCGGCGCUGCUCACGUUCCCGUACGCUGGAUAG
Messenger RNA from Limanda limanda (common dab), 1692 nucleotides. Its product is annotated as amino acid transporter heavy chain SLC3A2-like. The transcript is spliced from 8 exons. Bases 1 to 1692 code for a protein of 563 amino acids. The record is from RefSeq and is a predicted model, not a curated record. Gene Ontology annotation, biological process: amino acid transport; carbohydrate metabolic process. Lineage: Eukaryota; Metazoa; Chordata; Actinopteri; Pleuronectiformes; Pleuronectidae.